Bursaphelenchus okinawaensis is the source of this 504-nucleotide messenger RNA. Lineage: Eukaryota; Metazoa; Nematoda; Chromadorea; Rhabditida; Aphelenchoididae. The record is from the annotation of a GenBank genome assembly.
AUGUUCCCAGUUGUCUAUGAAUCGUUUGGCUUCCCUCGUCGCCACCACGGCUGCCCAAGCCUCUACCGUCCUCAACGUGAUCUCGAAGGCCUGGUCGAUGCCCUGAACACCGUCAGCACGAUUCAGAAUGUGAUGAACGCCGUGGAGAAGGAGCACAACGGCUACUACGUGAACAACGUCGAGUUCAACAAUGACGGCGACAUGACCGUUCACUGCGAAACCGAAGGAUUCAAGCCGGAAGAGCUCACGGUCGACCUGGAUGGUGAUGUUCUGAAGGUCAGUGGUCUGCACAAGGAAGAGAAGGAGAAUGAGCUGAUCGAGAGGACGUUCUCACGACAGAUCAGGAUCCCGAAGAACAUGGACUUGCAGAAGAUUGCUUGUCACAUGGAAGAGAAUGGCAAAAUGACCGUCACCGUGCCAGUCGUGCAAGCAGUCGAGCCAAAGAAACAGAACAUUCCGAUUCAGAUGAAGAAGGCCGAGGAGAAGGAAGCUUCGAAUAUCUAA